Molecule: messenger RNA, 1418 nt
Organism: Coprinopsis cinerea okayama7#130
Lineage: Eukaryota; Fungi; Basidiomycota; Agaricomycetes; Agaricales; Psathyrellaceae
Exons: 10
Coding region: 1-1254 (417 amino acids)
Molecular function (GO): S-adenosylmethionine-dependent methyltransferase activity
Source: RefSeq, a predicted model, not a curated record
AUGGCACCAAGGCCAGAAGACGCCGAGGAAGAGAGAAUACAUUUCCAAAAUGUCCUUACAACGUUCAAUAACUAUGCCCAAUAUUCUUUAGCGGCGAACAACCGUCGCCGCAGGGACAUCUACACGAUUCCUCGCGAAGACCAGGAACUUCUGGACACUCUGGGCUACAAGAAGAAACUAGAUGAAGUGGACGAAGCGAUUCUUGCCAAUGCCGAUUUUCUUGCCAAAAUCGUGGCGAAUCCAGAGAUAUUUGGGCAUGAUCUAGACGACGAAGAGGACGGAGACGAUGCUGAGGGAGGUUCUUCACCGGGUCCUCCGCAACGCCAUUCACAUUCGCAUUCGCCUGGCCACAGUCACGACCACGGGCACUCGCACGACCACGGCCAUAGCCAUGAUCAUGGACACAGUCAUGGUCCCCCCGGGCGUCGAAAGAAGUUCCGACCAACAGACUUUGAUAUGGACAAGUUGAGGAGCACUCUGAAGCAGUUUGUCCGAGACUGGAGUGAAGAGGGGAAGGUGGAACGAGACCUCUGUUAUAAACCCAUGACAGACGCAUUGAUUGAGUACUUCUCGACUGCGAAGACUCCGGAAGAAAGGGGGAAACUUCGUGUCCUUGUCCCUGGUGCUGGACUCGGGCGCCUAGCAUGGGACGUUGCCCACCUGGGCUUCUCGUGCCAAGGCAACGAAUUCUCCCACUACAUGCUGCUGUCCUCAUUCUUUAUCCUCAACCGGACCGAUCAAAUAGGAAUGCACAAGCUAUAUCCCUACGUGCACUCCUUUUCCAACGCGCCGAACCGCAACUCCAUCCUUCGCCCAAUCACUAUCCCAGAUGUCCUUCCCUCCGACCUACCCCCUACAUCGAAUUUCUCCCUUGUUGCUGGCGAUUUCGAAGAGAUAUACGGAGUUGAAAGUGAUCCUGACGAGCCGCAAUCAGGCCAGUGGGACGCCAUCCUAACUUGCUUCUUCAUGGAUACGGCGAAGAACAUCGUCAAUUACUUGAGAAUUAUUCACAAGAUUCUGGCACCAGGCGGGGUUUGGAUCAACUUGGGGCCUCUCCUGUGGCAUUUCGAGAACAACAACAAUAACGAACCUUCAAUUGAACUGGAUCUUGAAGAGUUCAAGAAUCUAGCUCGCGCUAUCGGAUUUGAAAUCUCGAACGAACGAACGAUAGAUUCGACCUAUACGAACAAUGCGGAGUCGAUGCUGGCUUAUACUUAUCACUCGGCCUUUUGGACUGCAACCAAGAAAGCGUGAAAGCACCACAAUGGCCCUGAUGGCCGGGGGGUUGGUGCGGUGGUGGCCGAGAGGCGCUUGCUGUGUCUAGUGCCGUACAUACGUUUUGGGGACCUCGCAUCGUAAUUCGUGUGUCCAUUAUGAGUAAUAUGCUCCAUCUUGGUAGAACAUAGUGGGACGGGGGU